Fraxinus pennsylvanica is the source of this 3231-nucleotide messenger RNA. NCBI's taxonomy places the organism in Eukaryota, Viridiplantae, Streptophyta, Magnoliopsida, Lamiales, Oleaceae. The record is from the annotation of a GenBank genome assembly.
AUGGCUGGUGUUGGUGGUGGUGUUGCUGCGUGCGAGUCGACCGUUGGCAGUGGUGAUCGAGGUACGGUCGGGGGAAGUUCGACUAGUUUCCACUGUGGAAAUUGUUGGUUUUUGUGUCUAAUGGCCUGCAAAGCCAUGGCAACAAAAAAUAUUACUACCGAUCAAUCUUCUCUUCUUACCUUCAAAGCCCACGUAAAUUUAGAUCCUUCACACAUUUUAUCGAAAAAUUGGUCGGUUUCUACUUCUGUUUGUGUCUGGAUUGGAGUUACUUGUGGUCUUCGCCACCAAAGAGUGACUGCCUUGGAUAUUUCUAGCAUGAAUCUUACUGGGAAGUUGCCUUCCCAAUUGGGAAAUCUAUCCUUCCUCGUUUCUAUAAACAUAAGCAGAAACUAUUUUCAUGGUAGUGUUCCCCAGGAGUUGAUUCAACUCCGACGGUUAAAAAUCCUGAACUUCAGUUUCAACAAUUUCAGUGGCGAAAUUCCUUCAUGGUUUCAUUUCUUACCUAAAUUACAAGUUUUGAAUCUCAGAGAAAACACUUUUUCACAUUUCAUCCCACCUUCCCUUUCUAAUAUAUCCAUGCUCCAUCAUUUGGAUCUUUCUUUCAAUACUCUACAAGGGAAAAUCCCGGAAGAAAUUGGAAAUCUUCAUAACUUGAAAUAUCUUGCAUUAGAAGAUAACACACUCACUGGUGUAAUACCAUUGCAGGUUUUCAACAUAUCGACAAUGGAAAUUCUUGCUUUUACAGGGAAUAACUUAACUGGUAAUCUCCCCCUUCAAAUAUGCCAUGGCUUCCCAAGACUCCAGGGGCUCUAUCUAUCUAAAAAUGAAUUGGGUGGUGAAAUUCCUUCCAAUCUAUCAGAAUGUAUACAACUUCAGACCCUUUCUUUGUCAGUCAACAAAUUUUAUGGAUCCAUUCCUGGAGAAAUUGGGAGAAUAAGGACGCUUCAGUAUCUAAACCUUGGUGUAAAUGAUUUGUCCGGUGCAAUUCCACAUGAGUUUGGUAAUCUGGAGAACCUCAAAAAGUUGAGCAUGGGAUUUAAUUUUCUUAAUGGCUCUAUACCAGCCAGUAUCUUUAACAUUUCAUCAUUGCAAUUUAUUGAGAUUGUUCGAUGUAACCUAUCUGGUGUAAUUCCACAAGAGAAUGUCACUCUUUACAACUUGGAGCAUCUUUAUUUGGAGAGCAAUAACUUAAAUGGACCAAUUCCAAACUUCCUCGGGAAUUUGAGAUUCAUUGAAAAAGUAUACUUGUCUAUGAACAACUUCAUUAGUAAAUCUCCAGAAUUGAGCUUCAUCACUUCAUUGACAAGCUGUAGAUAUUUAACAGAAUUGGAUUUUAGCAACAAUCCUUUGAAUGGCAUUCUUCCAGUUUCAGUUGGAAAUUUGUCCACUUCUCUUCAAUAUCUUUACGGCAAUGAUUGUGGUCUCAGAGGUAGCAUUCCAAAUGAAAUUGGCAAUCUCACCAAUUUGAUAAUGUUAAGUCUGUUUGACAAUGAGUUGACGGAAUCAAUUCCAGCAAGCGUGGUGAAUUUGCAAAAGCUUCAAGAAUUAGCUCUUGUUCGCAAUAAAAUAAGUGGAUCUAUCCCACGCUCUCUUUGUGAACUUCAAAAUUUAUAUGAAUUGUUGUUGUCACAAAAUCUAAUAACAGGUGCUAUUCCAGAGUGCAUAGGGAAUAUUACUACACUAAGGUCUCUAUAUAUCAAUACCAACAGAUUGACUUCCACCAUACCUACAAGCCUAUGGCUCCUGAAAGAUCUUCUUAAGUUGAAUUUAUCUACAAAUACUUUGAGUGGCUCUCUACCUCAAGAAAUUGGGAACCUCGAGGCUGCAUUUCUUAUUGAUCUAUCAGUCAAUCGAUUCUCAGGUAGUAUCCCAAGCACAAUUGGAGAUUUACAGAAAUUGAGUAAUCUUUCCUUAGCACAUAACGCACUGCAAGGAUCGAUUCCGGAGUCAGUGGGUAAGAUGCUGAACUUGGAACAGCUCGAUCUAUCUCACAACAAUCUUUCUGGUAAUGUCCCCAAGUCCUUGGAGGCACUUACGCAUCUCACGUACUUGGACGUUUCUUUCAAUGAUUUAAGUGGUGAAGUCCCUUCUGGUGGUCCUUUCAAAAACUUUUCAAGUAAAUCCUUCAUGUCUAAUGAGGGAUUAUGUGGUGAUCCUAUAUAUGGUCUUCCACCAUGUCCUACUGGUAGACGAAAUAGAAGAAAAGUGAUGCUUACAGUUGUAUUUUCUUUGUUGGGGAUUACAGUACUAAUUUUGAUCGUCACAGCCUUGGCAUAUGCAAUUGGAAGAUACCGAAGGAAAAAUUUGGUGGAAAAUACAGUAGACUUUGCAUUUGGCACAAUUCUAAGGGUCUCGUAUUAUGAACUUUUGCAAGCAACUGAAGGGUAUAGUGAGAGCCAUUUGCUUGGGACUGGGAGUUUAGGCUCUGUCUAUAGAGGGACUCUCAAUAAUGGAAAGAAUGUCGCAGUGAAGAUUUUCAAUUUGCAACAACAAAAUGCAUUCAAGAGUUUUGAUGUAGAAUGUGAAGUAUUACGAAACCUUCGCCAUAGGAAUUUGUGCAAAGUCAUUAGUACUUGCUCCAAUCCAGAUUUCAAGGCCUUGGUGCUUGAGUACAUGUCCAAUGGAAGCCUUGAGAGGUGGUUGUAUUCAGACGAAUACGUGUUGGAUAUUCUGCAGAGAAUUAACAUAAUGAUAGACGCAGCAUAUGCAUUGGAAUAUCUGCACUAUGGCUACUCAAUGCCUAUUGUUCACUGUGAUUUGAAGCCAAGUAAUGUUCUACUGGAUGAAGAUAUGGUUGCUCACUUGAGUGAUUUUGGAAUUGCUAAGUUAUUGGGUGAAGGAGAAAGCAAUGCAUACACUACAACCCUGGGAACAUUGGGUUACAUUGCACCAGAGUAUGGAUUGGAAGGAUCAGUGUCAAUAAGAUGUGAUGUUUAUAGCUAUGGCAUCAUGUUAAUGGAAGUAUUUACACGAACAAAACCAAGUGAUGAAAAGUUUUCUGGGGAUUUAAUCCUAAGGAGCUGGAUCAAUGAUUCUAUGCCCAAUGCAAUAACUCGGAUUAUAGAUUCGAACUUGUUGGGGCUAGAAGAGCACAACACAAAAAAGUUGAAAUGUUUGUCAUGUGUAAUGGAACUUGCUUUAAAUUGCACCAUGGAGAGUGCCAGUGAGAGGGUGAACAUGAAAGAAGUUGUUGUAGCGUUGAAGAAUAUCAGAUUUCAGCUUCUUGCUUAA